CCACAAAUUUGGGCUGGAUAAAGGGCAAAUGACGGAAGCCCAAAAAUGGUAAACCCUAAAAUCCAUCACCCCUAUAUGCUAAAAACCCUGGCACGGUGGUUUUCUCUUUGGUUACGAGCAGAAGCAGCAGCCAUGGUGAAGUACUCAAGAGAGCCAGACAACCACACCAAGUCCUGCAAAGCCAGGGGCUCUGACCUUCGUGUUCAUUUUAAGAAUACACGGGAAACAGCCUUUGCAAUCCGAAAGUUGCCUUUGGCGAAGGCAAAAAGGUACUUGGAGGAUGUAAUGGCCCACAAGCAAGCCAUUCCAUUCAGGCGCUUCUGUGGUGGAGUUGGGCGAACUGCACAGGCUAAAAAUCGCCAUUCUAACGGACAAGGUCGUUGGCCUGAGAAAUCUGCAAAAUUCAUUCUUGAUUUGCUCAAGAAUGCCGAGAGCAACGCAGAGGUGAAAGGCUUGGAUGUAGAUUCACUUUUCAUAUCUCACAUCCAAGUGAAUCAAGCGCAGAAGCAAAGGCGCCGAACGUAUCGUGCACAUGGAAGAAUUAACCCUUACAUGUCUUCACCAUGCCACAUUGAGCUGAUUUUGUCAGAGAAAGAGGAACCUGUCAAAAAAGAGCCUGAGACUCAGUUGGCUCCUCGGAAAUCAAAGGGUCAAUCUCUACGUAGCGGUGCUUCCUCUUGAACUGCCGAGUGAUGCAUCAUAUUCUGAAAUUAUUGUCUUUUUUUUUCUUUCAUUGUGAGAACAUUUUUGUCCCCUUAAGUGAGGUGCUUAAGACUCAA
Messenger RNA from Durio zibethinus, 779 nucleotides. Its product is annotated as large ribosomal subunit protein uL22y-like. The record is from RefSeq and is a predicted model, not a curated record. NCBI's taxonomy places the organism in Eukaryota, Viridiplantae, Streptophyta, Magnoliopsida, Malvales, Malvaceae. Gene Ontology annotation, biological process: cytoplasmic translation. Gene Ontology annotation, molecular function: structural constituent of ribosome. Gene Ontology annotation, cellular component: cytosolic large ribosomal subunit; ribosome.